AUGAAUGUAGACCUCCAGCCAAACAAGGUUGGUGAUGCAGUGAAGGCCGCAGUACAGAUGGGAUACCGCCAUGUUGACACAGCCUUGAUCUAUAAAACGGAACCGGAAAUUGGGGUCGCCGUUAAAGAACUGAUAAAAGAAGGGAAAAUAAAGAGGGAAGAGCUGUUUAUUGUGACGAAGAUGUGGGUGCACUGUCACGAACCAGAUCAGGUGGAGCCAGCGUGUCGCCAGUCACUGGAGGCCCUAGACAUGGAUUAUAUAGAUCUGUACCUAAUACACUUUCCCAUGCCUUUCGUUGACAGGGAACGGACCAAGCCGACCAUGACGGACUACCUGGACACGUGGAAAGCCAUGGAAAGCUCGUGGACAAGGGUCUUGUCAAGAAUCCAUUGGUGUUUCUAA
Haliotis rubra (blacklip abalone) is the source of this 402-nucleotide messenger RNA. Its product is annotated as 1,5-anhydro-D-fructose reductase-like. NCBI's taxonomy places the organism in Eukaryota, Metazoa, Mollusca, Gastropoda, Lepetellida, Haliotidae. Gene Ontology annotation, cellular component: cytosol. The record is from RefSeq and is a predicted model, not a curated record. The transcript is spliced from 5 exons. The coding region runs from base 1 to 402 and encodes 133 amino acids. Gene Ontology annotation, molecular function: aldose reductase (NADPH) activity.